AGUUUCGUUCGCGAGUUUGAUUCCGAGAGUAACGUUCGUAAACAUACUCUCCAAAUUGUCGUUCUGAAUUUUUAGUAACAGUUCCGUAUUCGCGAAUAACAUAAAUUCCGUUGAUUUUAUUAAUAAAGAAUCAGUUAUAACAAUUUUGGGGUUUUUAUUAGGCUAAAAAUCCAAAUCUGGUUAUCUAAUGAUUCGAAAUCGAUUCUUAAUUUGCUUUGUUCGCAGGUCUGAUUCCGAAUCAUUUUGGAGACCGUUCGUAUGCUCUCUGGGACUGAUUUCAAAUCCACCCCGCGAACGUAGCAAAUUCAGAACCGGUUCCGAAUACUAACUAAUUUGAAAUGCUUUGUUCGCGGGUCGGAUUCGAAACCAGUUUUAAGAGUGGUCACGGAUGAACUUUGAGAUCGUUUAAAGUUCUUUGUUUAGUGUGGAAGAUUUAAUACCUAAAUGUAAAAACCAUGCAACAGUAGUGAAUAGUAAUUGGUUACGAACUCAGUUGAAAAUCAGUUCUAUUUGUGAUCCGUGAAGAAAUACUACAAAAACGAUAAAAGAGAUAUGUGUGAAAUGAAAAAAGAGUAAUAAAUAGAUCGCAAAUUGCCAAAAAAAAACAUUCAACAGAAUAUAAUAAGGUAACCAUGGCUAGUCGAAAGAAGACUUUACUAAAAGUCAUCAUCCUGGGAGACUCCAGUGUGGGUAAAACAUCUCUAAUGAAUCAAUAUGUAAACAGAAAAUUUUCGAAUCAAUAUAAGGCGACUAUUGGUGCAGAUUUCCUAACAAAAGAACUUACUGUAGAUGAUAGAACUGUUACGAUGCAGAUAUGGGAUACAGCAGGUCAAGAGAGGUUUCAAUCGUUAGGUGUAGCUUUUUACAGGGGAGCCGAUUGUUGUGUCUUAGUUUUUGAUGUAACAGCUCCUAAUACAUUCAAAUCUUUGGAUAGUUGGAGGGAUGAAUUCCUCAUCCAAGCUUCCCCUAGAGAACCAGAAAAUUUCCCUUUCGUUCUCUUAGGAAACAAAGUCGAUUUGGAACCAAGGGCGAUUUCGCCUAAAAGGGCGCAACAAUGGUGCCAAUCCAAAAACAACAUCCCUUUUUUCGAAACAUCAGCCAAAGAAGGCUUAAACGUAGAACAAGCAUUCAUGGCCAUCGCCAAAAACGCUCUCGCCCAACAAAAUUCCACCGUCGAUUUAUAUAACGAAUUUCCGGAUCAGAUCAAACUUACCAACACGCAGAAAACCAACAGUAACGGUGAUAGUUGCGCUUGUUAAGUUAAUUUAUUAUUAAUAUAAUUUUUUUUAUUAUUAUUUUCCAUCGCAACUGUCAGGAAAAGGAUGUUUAGUAUUGGUUAAUAAACUGUUCGAUUAUGCCAAGUUUUUUACUUACAAGUAACCAUUUUUUUUUGUUAGUAAAGUAUUAAUAGCAGCUAUUAACCUUUAUUAAACUAAAACUCGUGUAAUUUCUACAAAUAUUGAAAAAAAAAAUCAAAACGAAUGUUAUAUUUGUGAUAAAUAUAAAUGGCAUUAGCGGUAUUAAAUUGUAAAUACGGAGCUAGUGAUGGUAGGAACUUGGGUGUUAUAAUAUUUACGGUUUAUUAACUGUUAGUUUCUUUCUUUUUUUUUUUUUCUUGUGACUAAUUGAUCAAUUCAUAGUUGUCUGUUUUUGGGGAGUGUAUAUUUAAACGAUUGGCAGCACUGAAAUUUUAUUUUUCACAUCAAUCUCUAAAGUUUUCUUCUUACUACCAAUACAAUAUGGUUCUGUUUUUGUGUGUUAGUUGGUGUACCGACUCACGUCCGACGCUAAGUUUUGGCAUUUAUUGCGAAUUAAUUGAAUAUUUGAUUUUUCGGCUGUCUCAAUGUCCAAUUCAUACAUAUAAUAAAAUUUUUGUAUUUCCAACAUAUUCAAGUCUAUUUUAAUAGUGUAAAAGUAUCACUUUUAUUUUCUUUUGUUUUUCCAUCUAUAGGUGUGUCUGAUGAUGGAUAUUCUGUUGGUUUUAUCCAAAAAUCUUUCGUUUCCAUAUUACCAAAGGUCCGUUGCCAGCGAUGUCUUUAAAUUUGAUUUUAUUCAUGGGAAAUUGUCCAAAAAUUUGGACUGUUCCUUUAAUUCCAUGUUUUUCUCAAUUUUUCAUCUUCUAUAGACUUUUUUAGCCCAAAAUUGGUAAUUUUCAUAUUUUUAAAGGUUUUUUUCAUAUAGGAUCUUUGAGUUUUAUUUUAUUUAUUGGAAAUUGUUCAAAAAUUUUAACUGUUCCUUUAAUACCAGGUUUGUCUCAACAUACCAUCUUCUAUAGACUUUUUUGUAUUCUUCUCAGUGUCCAACUCUCAUUUAUUCAUUAGAAAUUGUCUAAAAUUUCCUCUUGUUCCUUGAGUUAGUCUGAUUGGAAUCUGCUUUUUUUUCAGUUUCCAACUUUCACUUUAUUAUAAAUUGUCCAACAUUUUUAGAUUAAUAUUAUAAUAAUAUUAAUGCCCUUUUACCAUUUCAAUGAAGAUGUUAGUUGGUAUAUAAUUUGUAGUAAAUCAUAUCGAUACUUUUUCAGUUUUCCAAAUAAUAAAAUUUAUCAGAAGCAUUUUUAAUGUUUGUCAUCUCAAAAAUCUUUUUUUUUUUCAACUUGGGACUAAUCGACGGUUUUUUUUUAUUAUCAAAAAUGUUUUUUUUGCCAAAAAAUUGAAAUUUGGUUUUUCCUAGUGACUUUGUGCCAAUUUAUUUUCUAUAUUGAUCGAUUAAAAGUAUACUCCCCUGUAGCACUGAAAAUUUUUGCUUUCUCCAGGCUUCGGAUGUGAUACUUCUAAAUAGUAGUGUAUAGUAUUGAAAAAAAAAAUUGUUUCGCCUUCUUUUUUUAUUUACUGCAAUAUUUUUAAAUGUAUAUAAAAUGUUAUUUAUAUUAUAGUUGCGUUUAAAUAAUAUUAACAACAUUGCAAGAGUGUUUUGAAAAUACAGAAAACUGUUGAUAAUUAUGCAUUUUCUGUAUUUUCUGAGGUGCCUCGGUAUCUAAUAUAAACCAGUUUACAAGUUGAGUUCGUAAUAAUCAUAUCAAAAAUGUUUUUCGGUAGAUUAGAAAAAAUUGCAGUACGAAUUUUAUGCAACAUUUCAAGUUGUUGCGUAGAGCUUGUGUGGAGUUGAUUUUAUUAUGAAAUAUUAUAAAUUUGUAUAUUACAGGUAAUUGAUAUAAUAAAUACAAUAAUUUUAGGUUAAA
Molecule: messenger RNA, 3178 nt
Organism: Diorhabda sublineata
Lineage: Eukaryota; Metazoa; Arthropoda; Insecta; Coleoptera; Chrysomelidae
Gene: Rab7
Product: ras-related protein Rab-7a
Exons: 3
Coding region: 633-1259 (208 amino acids)
Biological process (GO): endosome to lysosome transport; phagosome-lysosome fusion
Cellular component (GO): late endosome; phagocytic vesicle; lysosome
Molecular function (GO): GTP binding; GTPase activity
Source: RefSeq, a predicted model, not a curated record